Messenger RNA from Geodia barretti, 6089 nucleotides. The record is from the annotation of a GenBank genome assembly. Lineage: Eukaryota; Metazoa; Porifera; Demospongiae; Tetractinellida; Geodiidae.
AAAGGGGGCGUAGCUAGCUGGAGAGCAAAAACAAGAGAGACACAGUAAGCAGAGCACUAAAGUAAGUCGAUCUAACACUUAUUGAUGUUAUGUGUUCCUAGAGCUGCUGGUCUGAAGGCCAGUGUGUCGUGUAUAGGAUUACCGUGGGCCCCGGCAUGCCAGGCGUAAUUUGGUAUGGAUCGUUGCUCAGGGAAUGCUGCUGGCCGUGCCAAUUUCUGACCGACGGUAGUCCUUAUUGCAUCAAGCCAUCUAAGGGCAACGAGUUAGCAGUUCUUAUCCAGGGGAAUGCCUACAGUCGCACUGUAUACGAGUUGGAUCCCGUGCAGUGUAGGAGGGUCGCAGUGCCGUGGUUUCGUUCUGCUGCAUGCACGCAACCGUGUUGUUCGAUAGCUACGCAUCGUCAGUUCUGAGCUAGCUAUAUAGCCAAGCCAACCAACAACGCAGCACGUACAGCAAAUUCUACAAAAAAAUGUUUCACAGGCUCGGCAAACGCAAGAUGUCGACCGAGGAGUCGGGCUCCGCCCGUGAGCGGGAGCUACGGCUAACCGUGGCUCAGCUCCGCCAGCAACUGGAGGAGGAGAAACGCGCCAGGAAGAGAGACCACAGUGACAAGGUGCGGGAUCUGAAAGCUGCAAGAGAGAGAGAACAGGAGGCGGCCAAGGAGACCAUCGAGGAGCUGAAGAUGAAGCAACAGAGAGAAAAGGCCCAGGAAAUGACUGUUCUACAGGAGAGGAUGACUAGGGACUUCAAGGCUCAGGUGAAGGAGAUUCAGCGAAAGAACGAGGAAGAGAAACACGGGCUGCAAAAAGAGCUGGAGAAAGAGAGACGAAACUUCAAGGAGCAACGAAAGGCCAUUGAAAAGGAGAUCCAGAGGCAAAUGCGGCAGGCUCAAGAGGCUGAGCAGAAGAAGGUGGCACAGGAGAUGUUUGCCAUGUCGAAUAACGUGAGCGACAUGGAAGUGAAACUGCGGGACACUCAGGACGCUGACCGCACGAAGGAUGAGGUGAUCCGGGAGAUGAAGGCCGAACACCGGGCAGAGUUGGAAAGCCUCAGUCACUCUUCGAGGCUCAGCAACAGACAACAGUUGGAAGAACUGUCGGCAAGUCAGAGAGAACGGAAGGAAAAGGACAGGGAGAUUUCCGCUCACAUGGAGAGGAUUCGCAGACUUGAGGCAGACAAUGACAAACUACGAGAUGAGGUGCGAACACUCCGCAGGGCAGAGUCUUGGGCCAAGAGCAGUGUGACUCCGCCCACACUCACCCCCUCCACAUCAGUAGGAGAUAUCACCAGUCAGCCCCCUCGACAGUACACACCCAAGGAGAGGGACAUGGUGCUGAAGAACACGGAGUUGAGUUUCAGAGUCCGCCAGUUGGAAGAGAAGAACUCUGAGCUCGAGAGGUUCAAAAGAGAACUGAAAGAGUUGCUGGAGAAGGCAAAGGCGGAGCAGAAGCCACUGAAAGAGCAGCUGGCUAAGCAAGGAGUCAGAGUCAACUCACUCAGUGCCAGUCUCCACGACAAGGAGAAGCUUGUCAAGGGAGUGACUGAGGAAAACGAAGAACUAAAAAAAGCCAACAGGCAGUUGACGCAGGAGCAGUCCCAGCAGAAGCAACGUCUCACACAGCAGAUGACACAGACACACACACAGAGGAUGGAGCACCAGAGGGCCCUCGGCAAGUACGCAGACCUCCAAAAACUCCACAAAAAACUGCAGCUCCGCGUGAGGGAACUAGAGCAUCAGCGUCGCUCACACUCCCACCAGACUAGUGCUGCCAGCAGUCCCAGUGGUGGGGGAGUUUGGGGAGUGGGGGGAGAGCCGUGCAGUCCCUCCGUCUCCUUCAGCAGCCUGGCCUCCGUCACUGAGGAGGGAGACACCCAGCACAUCACCGCCAAGUACACUGAGAUGAAGACUGAGUACAAAAAGGUGAAGGACCAUUACAAGGUAUUGAAGAUCAGCUAUGAAAAGUUGGAGUCCAAGUACCGACUAGCGGAGCAGGAGAAGCUGACAAUUGAGUCAGAGAUAUCGCAGCUCCGGGCGUCGCCCAUCAACGAACGGGACAGUCCGUACGACACGGCACGCAGCAGCUCCAUUCUGUCGGAGAACCAGGCACGUCUCGAGGCCCUCCAGUCUCGCGUGAAGGACCUUGAGGCCUACAUCCUCGAGCAGGAAAAUUUAGUGAGUAAAGAGAGAGAGGAGCACGCCAGAGAGGUGUCCUCUCUCACGGAGGCCAGGGACCAGUUGCAGGAGAAAUUGCGGGGGGUGGGUGGGUGGGAGGAGAGGGAGGAGGGGGAGGGGGAAGAGGUGUCGGCCGGCAAUGAGAGGAGUAGAGAGCUGUUGGAGCAGCUGGAUCGUGUGGAGGAGAUGAACAGAAAGACGUCGGGCAGCCUGAAAGAGACCAUGAAAAAGACCAAAGAAUUGGAAGAGUGUGGAAAUCAGAUGGACGAGACCCUGCAAGGCAUCAGGACACUAGACACUCUGCAAGGGGAAGAGGAGGAAGAGGAGGAGGAAGGUGGGCUGGAGAGAGAGGGAAGUUUACUGGUUCUGAGGAAGGCUCGUGAGACUCUCAAGGAGUGCCAGGAGCUGCUCAGGAGUGGACAAGAUGUGUCUCAAGUGGUGGAGAGACUGGCGGAUGUCCUGGGAGUGGACCGGCCGCUCUCUCUACUGGAGGACACCAGUCUCGCCAUGACCACCAGUGACCUGGAGCCUCCUACCCCUGUGGACAGUAGUACUCCAGCAACUGCACACUCCUCACUGGUGGCCCAGAUAGCCAGGCUACAGGAGGAGUUGUCAGAGAAGCAAGAGGUGGUGGAGAAGGCGCAGGAGAAGGUGGCAGGUCUCCAGACCCUCACUGUGGAGCUGGGGAGGCAGUUGGAGGAGGAGAGGGAGGAGAGAGAGAACCUUGUCGCCACCUGGGACCAGGAGAUGGCUGACUUACAGGCUCAGGUGUCACAGAGGGAGACCCAGUUGAAGAGGGUGCGGAGAGCCAUUCCCCAGGGAGUCAAUGAACAGAUGCACCAGCAGCUCGGCCAACAAGUACUCCACGACCUGCAACAGUGUAAGUCACUGGCGGAAGGACUGACUGGGUCCCAGGCUCUGCUGUCUCAACUGGAAGUCCUGGAGACCUCUCUAGACAGUCUCCUUCACACCGUAUUUCCCGGCAUGUUCCAGCAGCCGACCUCUCCUCCACCUCCCCUCCCCUCUCCCCCUCGUCCUCACACCUCAUCCACAACUACCGCAGAGCCCUCUCAGUCCACCAAUGAGAAUGGGUCUGUGGCUGGCCACCAAGAUCCUUCGUCCCCACCCCCUGCCACAACGGGUGUACCCACAGACCAUCCUCCUGCUUCCUCCAUUACCUCCUCGAGACACAGCACACCUCACUCUGACCAGGUUGAGGUGACGCCUCUCUCGUCUCCCUCUUCUCACACCCCUCCACAGUCUCCUGAGACAGAAGUGCCACAUCUUCUAGUCGGAACAGCCACCAAACCAUCACCCCCUAACCACACCCCCCCUCAUUAUCCGACCCUCCCUUCAUCACCCCUCCACGAGACGACUGGCAAAGCCACACCCCCUGGCCCCGUGGAAGAGGUCAUGGUGAUGAGACAUGUGGAAUGCGAGGAAAUUAGCAUUCCUCUCGAUUUUCUCAUUCAAACCACACCCACCGACUCCACCCAUUCCGAACCUCACCCCUCACACACACCGCCUAAGUCUCCAGUCCACACUGAGUCCGAGACUGAUUCCCAUUCCACCUCAAAUGACCUAAAUACCACAGUUGAAGAUAUCGGACAAUUGGUUGAGCGAUCAGAGGAUGGUCCAUCCUAUUCGGCAAUAACAUCAGCAAUGGCUGGCGAGAAAGGAGGAGAGCCUGAAGAAGUACAAGUAACAGAAGGGAUCCCCCAACGAGACAACCCAUUGUUUAAUGGUCCGACCCAUCCUCCAACACCUGAUCUCACCCUCAUAGGUGGCCGAGAGUACACAAAGGAAGACCUUGACGAGGUUGACUUGGGAACCAGUGGGGAAUACAGUAUGGGAGCCAGUGGAGAAUAUAGUCGUCUGAUAAGAACCAGCAGUGAAUAUGGCGGCACACGAAGAGAAAGAGGAGUACAAAGCUACAAGUUCUGGGUGGGCAGGAAGGAAGAGCCUGUCACCUCUACCUGCAGGAAAAGACGGUUCAUUACCCGUGCCGGCAGGAAAAGGGAGUCCUUUGUCGUCACUAGAAGGAAAUGAUGCUCUGUCGCCUUUGCUGCACUACCCAACGCCUCCCGAGGCACCAGCAGGCAGGCAGAGAGUGUUGGCAGCGCAUGCAGCAGCAACAGACGUCUCUUGUAUCUCUCCUUCGUCUUAUGUUCGUGGGAAGAAGAGGGUUAGGACACAGAGCAUGGAGCAGGAGGAGAUGAAAGAGGAAGAGAAGGAGGAAGAGGAGGGAGAUGAAGAGAAGGGGCCAGUGAGAGCUGGGAGAAGACAGAGGAAGUUGAAGGGGAGAGGUAGGACGAGGAAAGACUGAGAGAUUGUUUGUCGCAAUCUUGAGCUACAAUCCUGAGGCAAUGUGCACAACAGGCAGACCUGACCUGGAGCUUCUCUUCGAUGAAGGAGCUAUAAUAGCAGUCGAAGGAGGCGUGGAUGACAGUGGGUUCUACAGAGGAUCAUUCCAGGGGAAGACUGGGCUUGUCCCGGCAGGGUUUGUCCAGGAAAUGGAAGUGGAGGACGAGGCCCAGAGGAGGAGACUCCUGAACCAGACCCUCUCUCGCCCCUACAUCCCCUCCCUCCCUUCCUCCCCCCUCAACACACCCCUCGCAACCAGCCGGCCACCCAGCGGCUCUCUCCUCUUCUCACCCUCUGGAUCCCUGCUGUCUCACACACCACUCAGCCAGACAACAUCUGUUAUGUCACCUCCCCCACCUUCCUCUGUGACUGUUGAGACUACGACGGCAGAAGAGCGUUGUCAUGGUAACCUGGGCUCCGCCCACCACACCCGUUACUGGAUACCACAUUUUUGCCAACAAACAGCUGAGGGCAUCGGUGACUAGUCCUCAGACCAGAGUCCUACUGUCUGAUGUGUCAGAGGUGUCAGCCGGUGAUGGUGGGUGUGGCCAGCCACAACAGGGAUGGUCGACAGAGCAGCGUGGCGUCCACCACCUACCAUCCUCCCACCUCUACACCCCAGCCACAGCAACAACCACAACAGCCUGAGCAGUACCGACUGUGUAUAGUACUGGUGGACUAUGACCCUCAGAAGAUGUCUCCCAGUGAUAACCCUGACCUGGAGCUGAAGGUCUCGGAGGGAAACCUUCUCAGGUGCUACAACAGAGAUGAAGAGGAGGACAGCGGCUUUACAAUGGCGGAGUUGGAGGAGUCUAACACGAGAGGUUUGGUACCAACUGAGUUCAUCACUGAAGUAUAUGGACCGUCUGCUUCUGAUCCAAAUAAGUACGAGUGGAAGUCACCACCACAGAGCAGUCUACCAGCUACUUUCAAGUUGAUGAGGGCAGUGUAUAACUACAACUCUAGACAAGACUCUCCCAACAGAGGCAUGGAACUGGAGCUCAGCUUCAGGAAUGGAGACGUCAUCACUGUCUACGGUAGCAUGGAUUCAGAUGGGUUCUACACUGGUCAAGUGAGGGAGGCAUUUGGUCUGGUCCCCUCCAACUACCUCCAGAAGGAGGAAAAGAAGGAGGGAGAGAUGCAACGACAGCAGUCAACAGAUAGAGAGGCCAACAAAUUAAGGAAAUGGGAACUUCCUCCCAAUAUGUGGAAGCAAGCCAACGGACAAGAGCUUCACCUGAAUGCACUCGCCUCAUCCCAUCCACAUUCCCAGAGUGAAGUUCAUGGGUCCAGUGGAGGAAAGAAGAAGAAAGCGAGUGAAGGCAGUAUUUCUGGUAGCGGCAGUGGCAGUGGAAAUGGUCAUAAUGGAGAGGGAUCAAAGAGACGGUGGUCUCACGGACUGCCAUUCAAGAACCCGUUCUCUCGCAAGAAGAGUGACUCUGUGUUGUAGCCAUGCAAGCUAUGCUUUCCUCUGCAUAUACAUACACAAUUAGUACAGUACAUGCAGCACUCCCUCACUGUCACAACUUUACACACCGUAUUAUUGAUAACC